Messenger RNA from Racocetra persica, 160 nucleotides. The record is from the annotation of a GenBank genome assembly. Lineage: Eukaryota; Fungi; Glomeromycota; Glomeromycetes; Diversisporales; Gigasporaceae.
UGCUAAAUCCUCAUCCUCUACACUUGCAGAAGUCGCAACAACUUUUUCCAGUGUGAUCAGUACAUUGGUCAAUCAUGCUGAUACUACUGGUGGUAAAGUUGAUGUUGCUGUGGAAGUAGCGAAUAUUAAAAUAACCGCUUCUUAUACUCCAAAAACAUAA